CACCGUCCAACACGCAUCUGAUCGCUACAAUACAAUGGCAGCACAAUCAGGCUACCCUCCGGCGAACGGGAUCACCGUUGUCAGCCCCCACUUUCUUGCUCCGUACCCCGUAGAUCUAACCAUCGUCAAGAAACUCUUGACUCUCUCCGACGGAAACUUUGCCAUCACCGACGUUAACGGCAACGUUAUGUUUAAAGUCAAAGGGAAACAUAUUAGCCUUCGUGAUCGCAGAGUUUUGCUUGAUGCUGCCGGAAAUCCGAUCCUUUCGUUCCAGAAAAAGCUGAUAAGUGUUCACAACCGAUGGGUGGUGUUCAGGGGAGAUAGCUCGGAUUCGAAAGAUUUAAUCUUCACCGCGAAACAGUCUUCUUUGAUCCAACUCAAGACGUCUCUUGACGUGUUCUUGGGGUACAAUGAUAAAGAAAAUGUUUGUGAUUUCAAAGUCAAAGGCAGCUGGUUUGACCGAUCAUGCACCAUAUAUGCUGGAGAUGGUGCCACCAUCAUUGCUCAGAUGCACAAGAAGCACACGGUUCAAAGCAUUGCGCUUGGGAAAGACACGUUUUCUGUGACGGUGUAUCCUAAUGUCGACUACGCUUUCAUUGUUGCACUUGUUGUGAUCCUCCAUGAAAUCAACGAAGAGAAAAAUGAUGUAGAGUAAUUAUAAAUGUAUGUUAUUGUAUCAUAUGUAUAACCAAACCUUACAUGUUUUAGCAUGCAUUUUAAUUUGGCAAGAAUGGUGAUAUUUACAUCA
Messenger RNA from Helianthus annuus (common sunflower), 748 nucleotides. RefSeq names its product protein LURP-one-related 15. The transcript is spliced from 3 exons. Lineage: Eukaryota; Viridiplantae; Streptophyta; Magnoliopsida; Asterales; Asteraceae. Bases 35 to 655 code for a protein of 206 amino acids. The record is from RefSeq and is a predicted model, not a curated record.